CAGGCGGAGAAAGCUCAGUGUGGAGCAGACUGAACCUCCUCCAGCACCACUGGUACUGCUGAAAUCUCUCAGCGAGCAAGUACGAUUAAGGCCUAUCCCUGUCUCCACUUCGGACGAAUUCUACUUUAAAUCUGUGCAAGGGAUAAUAAGGAAUUUUAUUCCUCGGGGUCACUGUCUGCAGGUUGUAGCAGAGACGAAUCCCUUCUAGAGCAAGAUGUUAGAUCCGUCGUCCAGCGAAGAGGAGUCUGAUGGGAUAGUGGAGGAAGAAAGCAAAGAGAUGGCACCUCAGGCCGGGUCCCGCAUCUCUCCCAGCAGGACCAGCGAGAGCUCUGGUGGACUGGCGCCCAGUAGCAGCCGCAGCAGCGCCCGUCCAACCAGUCCGAGCCCGUCCGCAGCCAGCGAGGAGAAAGAGGACCUGGAGAAGCUGCACAGAGAGGAGGAAGAGCGCAAAAAGAAACUGCAGCUGUAUGUUUUUGUCAUGCGAUGCAUCGCAUAUCCCUUCAAUGCAAAGCAACCGACUGAUAUGGCAAGACGACAGCAGAAGAUAUCCAAGCAGCAGCUUCAGCAGACCAAGGACCGCUUCCAGGCCUUUCUCAAUGGAGAGACUCAAAUUGUAGCUGAUGAAGCAUUCAUCAAUGCGGUGCAGAGUUACUCUGAGGUGUUCCUUAAGAGUGACCGUGUUGCUAAGAUGGUGCAGAGUGGCGGUUUCUCAGCCAACGAUUUCAGAGAAGUCUUCAAGAGGCACAUUGAGAAACGAGUGCGAAGCCUCCCAGAGAUCGAUGGUCUGAGUAAGGAAACAGUCCUUAGCUCCUGGAUGGCUAAAUUUGACACCAUCUACCGCGGCGACGAGGAUCCCAGAAAGGCUCAGCAACGCAUGACCGCCAGCGCAGCUUCGGAGCUGAUCCUCAGCAAAGACCAGCUGUAUGAGAUGUUCCAAAAUAUCCUCGGCAUCAAGAAGUUUGAGCAUCAGCUACUUUACCAAGCCUGUCAGCUGGACAAUCUGGAUGAGCAGGCUGCACAGAUCAGAAGAGAGCUUGAUGGUCGUCUUCAGAUGGCAGACCAGAUUGCAAGGGGAGGAAAGUUUCCCAAAUUUGUGUCUAAAGAGAUGGAGGCAAUGUACAUCGAGGAGCUCAAGUCCUCAGUGAAUCAGCUGAUGGCCAACCUGGAAAGUAUGCCUGUGUCAAAAGGUGGAGAGUUUAAACUCCAGAAGCUGAAGCGAGGCCACAACACCUCCAUCAUUGACAUGGGCCAGGAGGAUGAGAACACUCUCUCCAAGUCUGAUGUGGUUCUUUCCUUUACUUUGGAGGUGGUGAUCAUGGAAGUGGUGGGGCUGAAGUCUCUGGCCCCAAACAGGAUUGUUUACUGCACCAUGGAGGUGGAGGGAGGAGAGAAACUCCAGACCGACCAAGCUGAGGCAUCUAAGCCAACCUGGGGAACCCAGGGAGACUUCACCACCACACACCCUUUGCCAGCUGUCAAGGUGAAACUGUUUACAGAGAGUACAGGUGUGCUGGCAUUGGAAGACAAGGAACUGGGCAGGGUUGUCCUCCACCCGACACCUAACAGCCCCAAACAGUCAGAGCUCCAUAAGAUGACUGUGACCAAGGCCUGCCCUGACCAAGAUCUCAAAAUAAAGCUGGCUAUACGCAUGGACAAACCACAGAAUAUGAAGCACUGUGGGUACCUAUGGGCAUUUGGGAAGAAUGUCUGGAAACGCUGGAAGAAACGUUUCUUUGUCCUUGUCCAGGUGAGUCAGUAUACCUUUGCAAUGUGCAGCUACAGAGAGAAGAAAUCAGAGCCACAGGAACUUCUGCAGCUAGAUGGGUAUACUGUGGACUACAGUGACCCCCAGCCAGGCUUGGAUGGAGGAAGGGCUUUCUUCAACGCAGUGAAGGAGGGCGACACUGUGAUCUUUGCCAGUGAUGACGAGCAGGACCGAAUACUGUGGGUCCAGGCCAUGUAUCGUGCUACUGGCCAGUCCCACAAGCCCGUCCCACCCACUCAGGUCCAGAAACUAAACUCCAAGGGGGGUGCUUCAGCCCAAAUGGAUGCUCCCAUUUCUCAGUUCUCUGGACUCAAGGACGCUGACAGAGCUCAGAAACAUGGCAUGGAUGAGUUUAUCUCCGCUAACCCAUGUAGCUAUGACCACGCCUCGCUUUUUGAGAUGUUGCAGCGGCUUACACUGGACCACAGGCUCAAUGACACCUUCUGCUGCUUGGGAUGGUUCAGCCCGGGUCAAGUGUUUGUCCUGGAUGAAUACUGUGCAAGAAACGGAGUCCGAGGCUGUCACAGACAUCUGUGUUACCUACGUGAUCUUCUGGAGCGGGCAGAAAAUGGGGCCAUUAUCGACCCCACUCUUCUGCACUACAGCUUUGCUUUUUGUGCAUCCCAUGUCCAUGGGAACAGGCCGGAUGGACUGAGCACGGUGAAAGUGGACGAGAAGGAGCGCUUUGACGACAUUAAAGAAAAGUUGCGGGUCAUUUUGGAGAACCACAUUGUAAAUUUCAGAUAUUUUUUCCCAUUCGGCCGUCCAGAGGGUGCACUGAAAGCCACACUGUCCUUGCUCGAGAGGGUCCUGAUGAAGGAUAUUGUCACUCCAGUUCCUCCUGAAGAAGUUAAAGGAGUGAUCCGCAAAUGUCUGGAGCAGGCUGCUCAGCUGAACUACCAGCGGAUCAAAGACUAUGCUAAAAUUGAAGUUGAGAAAGGUCAAAAGGAUCAGAAGGAUCCAGAAAACGUAGGCCGCUUAGUCACGCCUGCCAAAAAGCUGGAGGAAACAAUUCGCCUGGCGGAGUUAGUCAUAGAGGUCCUCCAGCAGAACCAGGAACAUCAUGCGGAGGCGGCAGUCACAAGUUCUGGAGAUCAAUCGCAGGGAAAAGAGGCUUUUGCAUGGUGGACAGACCUUAUGGUGGAGCACGCCGAAAACUUCCUGGCCCUUUAUGCCAUUGACAUGGAUGCUGCUCUAGAGAUCCAGUCACCCGAGAGCUGGGAUAGCUUCCCUCUUUUCCAGCUUCUCAAUGACUUCCUCCGGACAGACUAUUAUCUGUGCAAUGGAAAGUUCCACAAACACCUCCAGGAUCUGUAUGCUCCUCUGGUGGUUAGAUAUGUGGAUCUGAUGGAGUCCUCCAUCGCACAGUCUAUCCACAAGGGUUUUGAGAGGGAAUCCUGGGAACCUGUUAAGAGUUUAACAAGUAAUCUGCCCAAUGUGAAUCUACCAAAUGUGAACCUCCAAAUUCCCAAAGUACCAAAUCUGCCAGUGCCAGUAGCAGGACUAUCAGUUAACCUUCCACAAAUGCCUAGCUUUUCAACCCCGUCAUGGAUGGCUGCUAUAUAUGACUCUGAUAAUGGCUCCGGGACAUCAGAGGAUCUCUUUUGGAAGCUAGAUGCCCUUCAGACUUUCAUCAGAGACUUACACUGGCCGGAGGAUGAGUUCGCCAAACACCUUGAGAGCCGCAUCAAGCUCAUGUCAAGUAACAUGAUAGAGAGCUGUGUCAAGAGGACCAGGAUGGCAUUUGAGUCCAAGCUGACAAAGAGCAGUAAGUCCACGGAUUUCCGCAUUUCUCCAUCCUUAUGCACCAUGUUUAAUGUGAUGGUGGAUGCCAAGGACCAAUCAGCCAAACUGUGUGCUAUGGAGCUUGGCCAAGAGAAACAGUUUCACUCCCAGAUAGAUGAACUGAUUGAAGAGAGUGUGAAGGACAUGAUCCAGCUUCUGGUUGCAAAGUUUGUAACUAUUCUAGAGGGAGUGUUGGCUAAGAUUUCCAGAUAUGAUGAAGGGACCCUCUUUUCUUCAUUCCUGUCUUUCACGGUGAAAGCUGCCUCAAAAUAUGUGGAAGUACCUAAACCUGGGAUGGACGUUGCAGAUGGCUAUGUGACCUUUAUGCGCCACUCUCAGGACAUGCUCCGUGAAAAGGUCAAUGAGGAGGUGUAUAUAGAAAGGUUAUUUGAUCAAUGGUACACUGCCACCAUGAACCUGCUGGGGACUUGGCUUACCGAACGCAUGGAUCAGCAGCUCCAUGUCUAUCAGCUCAAGAUCCUCAUCAGAAUCACAAAGAAGAAGUACAGAGACUUCCGCCUGCAGGGUGUCCUGGACUCCACCCUGAACAGCAAGAUGUACGACACAGUGCGCAACAGGCUGACGCUGGAGGAGGCCACUGCUUCAGUGAGGGAAGGAGGCAUGCAGGGCAUCUCCAUGAAGGACAGCGACGAGGAGGAUGAAGAGGACUAGAGUCUGUGCACUGACUCCCCAGUCGUCUGUUUGUCCAAAACCGCCCGUCUCCCCCUUUCAGCCCAUUUCCCCCCAAACUCCCCUUUCACACUUUUGACUUUAGCCUGGUUACUGAUGCAUGUACCAACUCAGAUAGCCACUCUAGGACCUCUUUGUCAGCUCGAAAUGCCUAUGAAGGAACUAUUAACUAUAAAGAUAGAAAUUAUACUGAAAAAAGUCUAAAUAAAAAAAUGUUUAAAAAAUAACCAUAAUUGGCAGUUUAGCUGUGUCAUAAUAAAGAUAGCACCUACCUUGGUCGUCAUUCAUUUCUAAAUUCAUUUCUAUGUGUUAACUAAGCAAUAUGGAGAACCAUUUGUUUGACAAUGUUGAGUGCGAUUAAUCGGUGUGUCCCUGUCCAAUGCAAACCUAUAUGGCGCUUCUUUGUCGUAUUCUACAUUCAUUAAUGGUACAUUGUCGUGAUGAUGAGUGUGUGGACCCUUUUCUUUGUCUCGUCUGUUUUUAAGUGAAUGCCAACUGCUUGGAACUGAAAAUAAUGAAAAACGAAAAAAAAAAAAAAAGAAACUAUUUGUUGACGGCUGUUCCAGCUGAGCUGUCGUCCACUCACUGUUGCUACCACCGACAGUAAGUCCAGACCUGCAUUUCCUAUCAUGUGUCAACGCUACAUGGUCUCAUCUCGAUGACUAAAUUAGACGAAUCUUGAAUUUCGAGUGGGUGUUCGGGAGAUGCAAUAUCCCUAUAGAUCCAUUUUGAUAUCUUGGAAGAUUCUAUUUUUAUUUUAACAUUUAAAAAAAAAAGGCCUAGAAACAGGUUCUAUUUUAAUUGAGUUGCACUUUUACAGACAAAAAGAGCAAAAAUAAUUUUUUUUAUUGGGGAAAAAAAAAAGUUGGUCUGUGUUUGUUCUGUAAUUGUGUAGACUGAGAUGUCUGGCAUUUGUUUGGGUCUCACUGUUGUUUUGUAUAUACUAUAUAAAUAUAUAUAAAUAUAAAAUGCUGUACAUUGCAUUCUGAGCCAUCGCUGCAUGCCCGUGGGUUCCUACCCCUUCCCCCCCAAACGCUUUCUGUUUUCUGUGUGAACUAGCUGAUGGAUUCAUUCUUGCUUUUUUGCCUUAUGAAAGCCAACAGUUGUAAUAUGCAAGAGCUGUGGCCUCCAAAUAAAAUAACUGUACAUGUGCAUCUGCAGUCUU
This is a messenger RNA of Cyprinodon variegatus (sheepshead minnow), 5405 nucleotides long. RefSeq names its product Ca++-dependent secretion activator (gene cadpsb). Gene Ontology annotation, cellular component: glutamatergic synapse. Gene Ontology annotation, biological process: synaptic vesicle exocytosis; positive regulation of exocytosis; dense core granule exocytosis. The record is from RefSeq and is a predicted model, not a curated record. Lineage: Eukaryota; Metazoa; Chordata; Actinopteri; Cyprinodontiformes; Cyprinodontidae. The transcript has 32 exons. Bases 215 to 4222 code for a protein of 1335 amino acids.